Molecule: messenger RNA, 789 nt
Organism: Hibiscus syriacus
Lineage: Eukaryota; Viridiplantae; Streptophyta; Magnoliopsida; Malvales; Malvaceae
Product: fructose-bisphosphate aldolase, chloroplastic-like
Exons: 4
Coding region: 1-774 (257 amino acids)
Biological process (GO): glycolytic process; fructose 1,6-bisphosphate metabolic process
Cellular component (GO): cytosol
Molecular function (GO): fructose-bisphosphate aldolase activity
Source: RefSeq, a predicted model, not a curated record
AUGGCCUGCUCAAACAAUGAGUCAUGGUGCCAAGGUCUAGACUGCCUUGCCUCACGUUCUGCUGCAUGGUACGAACAGGGAGCUCGUUUUGCAAAAUGGCGUACUGUGGUAAGCAUUCCCAAUGGACCAUUUGAACUUGCUGUGAAGGAAGCAGCUUGGGGACUUGCUCGCUAUGCUGCCAUCUCUCAGGACAAUGGUCUGGUUCCAAUUGUUGAGCCAGAGAUCUUGCCUGAUGGUGAUCAUGGAAUCCACAUGACUUUUGAAGUAGCCAAAAAGGUGUGGGCUGAGGUUUUCUUCUAUCUUGCCCAGAACAAUGUGAUGUUUGAAGGUAUCCUCUUCAAGCCAAGCAUGGUCACUCCUGGUGCAGAGUGCAAGGAUAAGGCAACUCCCGAACAGGUUGCUAGCUACACCCUCAGCCUCCUGGCGCCAAGAAUCCCUCCAGCUGUUCCUGGAAUCAUGUUUUUGUCUGGUGGGCAGUCUGAAGUUGAGGUUACCUUGAACUUGAAUGCAAUGAAUCAAGCACCAAAUCCAUGGCAUGUGUCGUUCUCAUAUGCAAGAGCCCUUCAAAAUACUUGCCUGAAGACGUGGGGAGGCAGACCUGAGAACGUGAAGGCGGCUCAGGACACGCUGCUUGUUCGGGCAAAGGCCAACUCCCUCGCCCAACUUGGCAAGUACACAGAUGAAGGAGAGUCUGAGGAGGCCAAGCAAGGAAUGUUUGUCAAGGGUUAUGUUUACAAGGCUCUUUUGAAUCAAAUCCACAGAAGAAGACAAUGACGAUAAAAUUAUUAA